Molecule: messenger RNA, 4284 nt
Organism: Apodemus sylvaticus (European woodmouse)
Lineage: Eukaryota; Metazoa; Chordata; Mammalia; Rodentia; Muridae
Product: solute carrier family 2, facilitated glucose transporter member 3
Exons: 10
Coding region: 780-2258 (492 amino acids)
Biological process (GO): D-glucose transmembrane transport
Cellular component (GO): membrane
Source: RefSeq, a predicted model, not a curated record
UUCGAUCCUAGCAUUACGGUUCUAGGCACCUCAUACCUGAUGAGGAUCCUCCCAGACACCUUUCUAUCACAGGAAAGUCACGAGGACUGUUUGCCUCUCGGGUGUGUUGGAGGUAGCUGCGGUGAGAGCGAAGAGGUUAGGACUUGGCCGCGGGGAUGCUGAGUGGCUCUCGGAGCAGCCGGAAGGCUUGGGAACGCGGUAGACCUUGAGAGGACCUGGGGUUGGCUUGGGUUUGCUGUUGAGCAUCCCGCCUUGGUCCUUGGGAUCCCCGCUACUGUGGAGAGGGAAGUGCAAUGCCCUUACUAUGGCUGUGAGUGCAGGAUGCGUCUGUGUUAGUGUGGGCGGAGGAAGCAGUUAUUUGUAAGGGAGAGGGCAUUUCCACGAAGAUUAACUCGAAAAUAAAGUAAUUUAAGAGACCCUGAAAAAAAGUCAGGAUAAAAGAGGGGAUGUUUGUAAAGAGGGCUUUACGACAAGGAAAGGGAGAAUGCCUGGAAGGGACAGCAGCUACCACCGAGAGGCUGCCGGGAAGGUCAGCUCACUGGCAGACGCUCCCAGCCUUCCACCGCGAGUGACCUUAAAAGGAACUUGAGGACAGGUGAAGAGGUUGUGGCAGGCCAAAGACUCCAGUUUUGAGUUGCCCCUGCCCACUUGAGUGAUUUUCCAGCAAGGUGAGAUGUCGGCACGAUGCCUCUCUGCUUACAAAUGGCUCCUAAUAUUGUGUUCAAAAUGAGCUGACGCUCUGCCCAGCUGCGUGGAAGAGAAGAGUUUCAAGAGGGCCCAUGAUAUUGCUGGUGACACCAGCUCUGGUGUUUGCCGUGACUGUUGCCACAAUCGGCUCUUUCCAGUUUGGCUACAACACCGGAGUCAUCAAUGCACCUGAGACAAUCCUGAAGGACUUCCUUAACUACACUUUGGAAGAGCGGUUAGAAGACCUCCCGAGCGAGGGGCUGCUGACCACCCUCUGGUCCCUGUGUGUGGCCAUUUUCUCUGUUGGUGGCAUGAUUGGCUCUCUUUCUGUUGGACUCUUUGUCAACCGCUUUGGCAGACGCAACUCUAUGCUUAUAGUCAACUUGCUGGCCGUCAUCGCGGGCUGCCUUAUGGGAUUUGCCAAGAUAGCAGAGUCUGUUGAAAUGCUGAUCCUGGGCCGCCUAAUUAUUGGCAUCUUCUGUGGACUGUGCACGGGCUUUGUGCCUAUGUACAUUGGAGAGGUGUCUCCCACUGCCCUUCGGGGUGCAUUUGGCACGCUAAACCAGCUGGGCAUCGUUAUUGGGAUUCUGGUGGCUCAGAUCUUUGGUUUGGACUUUAUCCUGGGCUCUGAAGACCUGUGGCCUGGGCUCCUGGGCUUAACCAUCAUCCCCGCUAUCCUUCAAAGCACGGCCCUGCUAUUUUGCCCCGAGAGUCCGAGAUUCUUGCUCAUUAACAGGAAGGAGGAAGAGCAAGCUACGGAGAUCCUCCAGCGGUUGUGGGGCACCCAGGAUGUGAUCCAGGAGAUCCAGGAGAUGAAGGAUGAGAGUGUCAAGAUGUCACAGGAGAAGCCGGUCACAGUGCUGGAGCUCUUCAAGUCACCCAACUACUUACAACCCCUCAUCAUAUCCGUGGUCCUUCAGCUGUCUCAGCAGUUCUCUGGGAUCAACGCUGUAUUCUAUUACUCUACAGGAAUCUUCACCGACGCGGGUGUCCAGGAGCCGAUCUAUGCCACGAUUGGAGCGGGUGUGGUUAAUACUAUCUUCACUGUAGUUUCUCUGUUCCUGGUGGAGAGGGCAGGCAGGAGGACCCUGCACAUGGUCGGCCUAGGAGGCAUGGGCGUCUGUUGCAUUUUCAUGACGAUUUCCUUGUUACUAAAGGAUGAAUAUGAAGCCAUGAGUUUUGUCUGUAUUGUGUCUAUCUUGGUCUACGUAGCCUUCUUUGAGAUUGGACCUGGCCCCAUUCCCUGGUUUAUUGUGGCUGAACUCUUCAGCCAGGGCCCCCGCCCAACCGCCGUUGCAGUGGCUUGCUGUUGCAACUGGGCCUCCAACUUCUUGGUUGGAAUGUUCUUCCCCUCAGCUGCAGCCUACUUGGGAGCCUAUGUUUUUAUCAUCUUUGCUGCCUUCCUCGUUUUCUUCCUAAUCUUCACCUUCUUCAAAGUCCCGGAGACCAAAGGCAGGACUUUCGAGGAAAUUGCCCGGGCCUUCGAGGGGCAGGCGCAGUCUGGGAAAAGCUCCGCUGGUGUGGAGCUAAACAGCAUGCAACCUGUCAAGGAGACCCCUGGCGACGCCUGAGCCGGACCUCCCCCUUCACCUCCCUCCGCUGAGGAAAGCAACCUCCCCAGAAGCGGGGAGACCUCAUUAGGAUGAACCAGGACUGCUUCUGAGCGCUGCUAUUCUCACCCACACACUCCAUGAAAACUCAGCUGCACCCAGUGCUGGGGUCGGUCGGAUCACCAAUGGCUUUUCAGUGUUUGAUUUGGGGGAUGCUUCUCUUGUAAUCAGGAAAGACCAAGUAAGCCUACGUUUAUAUCGGGAGGGAAGAGGCUGCUCUUAGGUCCUCUUAGGUCCUAAAACCCACUCACUAGGGAGCAGGAGUGGGGUGCAGCACCCCACACACACCUUAGCUUGCCAGGAAACAGAUCUUCUUACCCAGUGAGGAGGGCCCUGGGGAUUGAACAAGAGAGCCCUCCUCGCUUGAUACAGCUCUGCACAGCAAAGUAACUUGAGUUUUAUUUAUUUUAUCUUCAGGUUGAAUUGCAUAAAUAUUUAUUUUUUUAAGUGUAAUUUUACCAAAUAAUGAGACAGUAACAAAAUUGAGGUUGGAGGGAGGUGUUUAAAGAGAGGUUCUGGAGGAAAGAAAGUUUGGUGCUGGAGAGAGAGAGAGAGAGGGUACAGCAGGGAGGGUGAAUGUUACUAGUGGCUUGUGAGUCACCUCCUUGUUAUUUCUCAGAAGAGCGAGUGCCUGUACUACAAGGCUCAUGGCUUUCUGUGGGCCUUUUCUUUUAAGAUUAUAGUUUUUCAUGUAGUGUUACUAAAAUCUAGACUUGUUACUAAAGUGGGCUUUGUAGUGGUAUUGAUGGAUUUUAUGUUACACGGAGUCCAGAAAAGGGAGGGCUCACUGUAAGCCUCUCCUUUCCCUGGACCAGACACCCUCUCUGUCCUGUGAGCUCGCAGGUCACUCCCAUUUCCAAACCGUUGAGCGAGCCAGACAGUUGAGAGACACAAAGACAGUAGUUCUUGAGAGGCCUUUUUUUUUUUCAACUUGUUUUUUUUUUUUUUUUUUUAAGAGAUUUUACAUGUUGGGUUUGUUUUAUUUUGGUUUAAAGGGAUUCAUAGCUAACUUGGAUUUUGUUACCUCAGGUCUGGGAGAGGAUUUUUUGCCGAAUGACUAUUAAUUACCGGAGUACAUUGUUGCUUUGGAGUCGUGGCGGCAUGCUAGCCUAUGUCUGUUACAGGAAACAAGGGCUGCCCUUGUCUCCACAUUCCUGUGCUGUUGUGCUACAUUGCCCAGGGGGCCUUGACUCUGUUGCACACAUUAAAGACAAUGGGAGUGAAGGUGCAGCGUGGUCCACGCAUGAGGACAUGAAUGUCUGUGCGCUGUCACUUUGCUCUGGGUGUGAAGUCCCCGGCUCCCUGGCUCCUGUAGCUUUCUUUUUUUUUGAUCAACUGUUACAACUCAACCCUGUGUACAGAAGCAGCACUGCCUCUGCUGGAUGAAGUUUUCUCCCAGGAUUAGAUGCCACUCAUUGGGGUUCCCUGUCCCUGUCGGAGAUGGGUGCUUCCUUGAGGUCUGAGGAUGGAAGGCUCGACCUCACUCCAGCUAGGAAGCACAAGGGAAAGGUGUGAGGUCAGGGCUGUGUCUCCUGAAGAAACAUGGCAUGUUGGUAUAUUGAGAGCAUAGGCAAGAUCUCCUCCUGCCAUAGGUCACAGACCCUUCCCAACCAUCCCUUCCUCCACUUCCAUAGAUGGAGACAACCCUGACGGCCCUCACCCGUUUUCCAUAGGUCACUGGAUCCCACUGUCUUCCUUGGUGCUUACACGUUUCAGACCCUUUAGGCAAACCCUUGCAUAGAGCGGUAUCUCACUCACCACUUCCUGUGGCCAUUGAGAGUUUAGAUUUAAAAACUCACAUUGUAUGGAAAGGGGCUUUGCUGGGAAAGGGGACUCCUAACUUAAUCUUCUUCAGCUCCUCUGUGAGUUGGCAGUGAUGCUGGGUGGAGUUUUUACAUUUGCCAAUGGCCAUCUUGUGAAUAUCUUCAUAUAUACUUUCUAUUAAUGUUACUGUAGUUUGUGUUUUGAAAUAAAACUUCUGAAUGUA